Molecule: messenger RNA, 2288 nt
Organism: Nilaparvata lugens (brown planthopper)
Lineage: Eukaryota; Metazoa; Arthropoda; Insecta; Hemiptera; Delphacidae
Exons: 4
Coding region: 1646-2248 (200 amino acids)
Source: RefSeq, a predicted model, not a curated record
AUAACUAAACUGUAAGUUGGGAUACGGCAUACUUUCAGUUCAAGUUAAUAAAUUGAAAAUAUUGAGUUAAAACUUAUGAGAAGAUACAGAUAACCAAACUUAAAGUUAAUAGGUUGGAGUAAUGUUAGGAUAAAAAUUAUCAAACUCAAAGUAUAGUUGAAUUUAAUAAGUUGAAAUUGACAAUAAAAAUAUAAAGAUGAACUGAUGAGAUGGUAAAAAACCAAACUAAGAGUUUAAGAUACAUUGAAGUUGACGUUGAAAAUAUAAAGUUGAACUAGUUGGGGAUAUAGUUGAAUUUAAUACGUUGAAAUUGACAUUGAAAAUAAUUAUGAAGAUAGACUGAUGAGAUGGCAAAAAACCAAAGAGUUACAUUGAAGUUGACGUUGAAAAUAUAAAGUUGAACCAACGAGAAGUUAAAAGUAACCAAUCCUAAAUUAAGUUUACUUGAAGUUGAAAAUAUAAAGUUGAACUAGUUGGGGAUAUAGUUGAAUUUAAUAAGUUGGAAUUGACAUUGAAAAUAAUUAUGAAGAUAGACUGAUGAGAUGGCAAAAAACCAAAGAGUUACAUUGAAGUUGACGUUGAAAAUAUAAAGUUGAAUUAACGAGAAGUUAAAACUGACCAAUCCUAAAUUAAGUUUACUUGAAGUUGAAAAUAUAAAGUUGAACUAGUUGGGGAUAUAGUUGAAUUUAAUAAGUUGGAAUUGACAUUGAAAGUAUGAAGAUGAACUGAUGAGAUGGCAAAAAACUAAACUAAGAAUUGGAGAUACAUUGAAGUUGACGUUGAAUUAACGAGAAGUUGAAAAUAACCAAUCCUAAAUUAAGUAUACUUGAAGUUGAAAAUAUAAAUUUGAACUAGUUGGGGAUAUAGUUGGAUUUAAUAAGUUAAAAAUGACAUUGAAAGUAUGAAGAUGAACUGAUGAGAUGGCAAAAAACCAAACUAAGAAUUGGAGAUACAUUGAAGUUGACGUUGAAUUAACGAGAAGUUGAAAAUAACCAAUCCUAAAUUAAGUAUACUUGAAGUUGAAAAUAUAAAGUUGAACUAGUUGGGGAUAUAGUUGGAUUUAGUAAGUUAAAAAUGACAUUGAAAGUAUGAAGAUGAACUGAUGAGAUGGCAAAAAAACAAACUAAGAGAUACAUUGAAGAUACAUUGAAGUUGACGUUGAAAAUAUAAAGUUGAACUAGUUGAGGAUAUAGUUAAAUUUAAUAAGUUGAAAUUGACUGAAAAUAAUUAUGAAGAUAAACUGAUUAGAUGGCAAAAAACCAAACGAAGAGUUGGAUUUACAUUGAAGUUGACGAUGAAGACAUAUAGUUGAAUUAACAAGAAGUUGAAGAUAACCAAUCCUAAAUUAAGUAUACUUGAAGUUGAAGUUAAUAAGUUGAAAAUAUAUAGUUGAACUAACGAGAAGUUGAAAAUAACCAAUCCUAAAUUAAGUUGAAGUUGAAGUUAAUAAGUUGAAAAUAUAUAGUUGAACUAACGAGAAGAUGAAAAAACAACCUUAGAUUUGUGAUUGAAGUUUUGAAAAUAUGAAUUCAAACCAACGAGAACACAAAACUAACCAAACUGGAGUUGGAAACACUUGAAUUUGAAGUAAAUAUUUAUUUUAGUUUAAGUUGAAAGUAAUAUUUGAAGUUGAUGUUAGGGCGCUAUGAGCGUAGCAAAAUGGCUACCUAGGGAAGAGCCACCUACUUUGGAGUACAUCGUGGCCUGUAAGAAGCUACAUCGCAUGUGCUGCCGUCUGGAGGGAAAACUGGGACUUUUGCUGUUGGAUGAAACCAAUGUGCGAAAUGACCUGUGCGUGGUGACCGACCGCGCCGGCCCUGCUGUGGUGUCCCUGAUGCAGCUGUUGGCCUCCACCGUGGUGUCCCAGCGCAGGGUGCACCACGCGUGCAUCCACUGGCACCACACCAUUUGCCAGCACCGUCUCUGUCUGCUCUACUUGCUCAACCAGGUCAUCGCGCACUGUCUCACUCGCUCGCACAUGCAUCAACCACCUCUACUCAGGUUGAUCGAAAUCUUCAAUGAACUUCACGCCUGUAAUCUGCUGCUGGAUGUGAAAGGAUUAUCAGUUGUCAAAAACACAUGUCCUUCCCUUCUACAGCCGCUCAGAAAAUUGACAAUUACCAAAACUACUUCAGGUGAUAGCCCAGCACAGAGCUCAGUACUGUGCCCAGCUGUUUCUGGACGUAAUAGUGGACAUCUACCAGGGACGGGAAACCAAUCACGAAUCGCCGAGACCCGUUGUGGAUGAAGACAAUGUAGUCAGCUCUGACAAUUCCAGCAUAGAGGUG